GUUUGUCAAAUAGCAAAAUGGAAAAAGUUGCAAUUUUGAUGCAGUUAAUAGAUAAUCUUAUUAAUCUUUAACUAUUUUACAAAUUUACUUAAAAUGAAUAUAUUUUUAAGUCUUAAUUUAUAACAUCAGUAUUACUAAGUAUUGAAGACUGAUUUUCACUAUAUUACUUCUAAAAAUCAUCAGGUAAUAAUGAUUAGCAGUACUAAUUUUGCUGAAAUUCUGGAUUAUAAAAAUUUUAGAAUCCAAGAAGCAAUGACAGAAAACGUAGAACUACAACAGUUAGUUGAAGAAGAAGCCGAUGAAGAAUUUUCCAUUCGUGAACCAGAACCAUGUUGCCACUGUCCAUACCUAGGUCUUAUAUUGGCAACUUUAAGUUCCUUAUUUUUUUCUCUGUGCUCUGUGAUCGUGAAGUGGAUGACUGACGUACAUCCGAUGGCUUUGGCAGCUUACCGAUACCUUGGAGUGCUCUUACCAGCAAUACCAAUAGUAAUAUAUCGAGAAGAAAUAGUGUUUCCCAAAGGAAAACGUAUCAUGUUACUUUUGAGAUCUUUUACUGGUACUGUGUCUUUAAUGUUGAGUUUUUAUGCUUUUCGCCACAUGCCCCUAGCCGAUGCUUCUGUAAUAGUGUUUUCAGUGCCUGUAUUCACAGGUAUUUUUGCUAGAAUGUUUUUGAAAGAACCUUGUGGUUUGUUUAAUGCAUUUUCUGUAGUACUUACCCUUAUAGGAGUAGUUUUAAUAACUCGACCACCCUUAUUGUUUGGAAACACUGUAAAUUCCCUAGGUGAUAAUGGACAGAAGACUGAGAUGUGGGGGGCAGUAGCAGCUUUUUCAGCUACUUUAUUUGGAGCUAAUGCAUAUGUUUUACUGAGAGCUCUAAAAGGGAUAAAUUUUGCUGUCAUAAUGACGAAUUUUGGAUCUUUUGCUUUCAUCCUAUGUCUUCUAGUUACUGUCUUAUUAGGAGCUCUUUGCUUACCUCCUUGUGGACUGGAUAGGUACCUUAUAGUAGCCUUAGCAGUUUUUAGUUUUUUAGGUCAGAUCCUUCUCACAUUGGCCUUGCAAAUGGAGCAGGCAGGACCUGUUGCCAUUGCUCGAAGCAGUGACAUAGUCUUUGCUUUCAUCUGGCAGGUAAUGUUUUUCAAUGAAGUACCAAAUAUGUUUUCUAUUGGGGGAGCCAUUUUGGUACUAAGUUCUGUUGUGUUGAUAGGACUCAGAAAAUGGGUUCUUGCUUUGCCUUAUGAUGCUAGUUUGAGAAGGAAGUUGCAUUUUUUAACAAAAUAAUUGUUCACUAAUCACAAAUAUUGCAUAUGUGGUGUUACUUUAUUUUUUAUACAUUUUAGAUGAAAUAUUUAUUUCUUAUAUAUAUGAAAUUGUUAAAUACUAACCAUAUAUUUUUGGUUUAUAAAUGAAUCAUUGCAUGGGAAAUUUUAGUGCAGCUUUGAUGCCUAUAAAUAAGUAAUUUUUUAUAAGAUAAAAAUCUCCAUUUUAUAAAUAAAUGUUUACAAAUACAUAACAUUAGAUGGGCAAUUGAGGAGUAAAAGUAUUAUUUUAUGUUUUUUAAAAAUACAUAAAAGAAUGAAUGAUUUAAAGCUACACAUAAAUAUCUCAUUCUAUAAAUAUUCCCUGUGGUAUAAUAGUAAAAAUGCCUUUUCGAUCAACAUUGUGUAAUCUAGUCCAAAAUAGAUCAAUAUAUUUUUUCUUUUGUAAGUUUAGUUAUUAAGUUACAAAUGUUUAUCAAAGACAACAGUUCAUUCUUGUGUGUAAUAUUUUUAUAAUUUCCUUAAUCUCAAAUUUGAAUACAAAUAGCACAAUUUGUGUAAAAACUAUAUUGAACUAUAGUAAAAUGUAGAUCUUUUUGUUAAUACCAAAGACAUUCUUCUAGUCAUUUUUUUUUAUAGAUCUUUUUAUUUAUGUACAUAAGUAUUAUAUUUUAGAAUAUAAACCAUUGAUUAAUAUUUGUUAAUAGACUUAAUUUUGAUGUAAAAAAAUCUCGAAAAGGACCAACAUAAGUAUUAAUUGGAUGUUAGUCAUAGUUUUUUUGUUGGAUGUACUUACUAGGUUCUUGUUUUGGAUUAUGUGAU
Messenger RNA from Psylliodes chrysocephalus, 2078 nucleotides. NCBI's taxonomy places the organism in Eukaryota, Metazoa, Arthropoda, Insecta, Coleoptera, Chrysomelidae. The record is from the annotation of a GenBank genome assembly.